Messenger RNA from Aphanomyces invadans, 311 nucleotides. RefSeq lists its product as hypothetical. The transcript is spliced from 3 exons. The coding region runs from base 6 to 311 and encodes 101 amino acids. The record is from RefSeq and is a predicted model, not a curated record. NCBI's taxonomy places the organism in Eukaryota, Oomycota, Saprolegniomycetes, Saprolegniales, Verrucalvaceae. Gene Ontology annotation, cellular component: cytoplasmic dynein complex; cytoplasm. Gene Ontology annotation, biological process: microtubule-based movement. Gene Ontology annotation, molecular function: dynein intermediate chain binding.
CAAGUAUGUCUGAGGUCGAAGAGACGCUGGAGCGCAUCAAGAACCACAAGGGCGUUGAAGGCUAUGUGAUUGCCGACAAGAAUGGAUCUGUUCUCCGCCGUCAUCCUCACAUGGACCCAGCGAAUGCUGAGCGAUACUCGACGUACAUGAAGGAACUCACGACGAAGGCGCGUGGAGUUGUACGCGACUUAAACCCCAAGAAUGAUCUGCAGUACCUACGCAUACGACUCAAGAAGUUUGAGAUCCUAGUUGCUCACGAACGAGAAUUCCUCGUGAUUGUCAUUCAAAAAUGGUCGCCAGCGUCAGCGUGA